Messenger RNA from Ruditapes philippinarum (Manila clam), 1359 nucleotides. RefSeq lists its product as uncharacterized. The coding region runs from base 11 to 1330 and encodes 439 amino acids. The record is from RefSeq and is a predicted model, not a curated record. NCBI's taxonomy places the organism in Eukaryota, Metazoa, Mollusca, Bivalvia, Venerida, Veneridae. The transcript has 4 exons.
UUUAAAAAACAUGUCAAUUACAAAACUUCAUUUUCAAAUCAGCUGGAACGUAAUGGAACAAGUAAUGUUACGGCUUGGUUCAGGAAUCCCAAAUUUGCAAAAUGAAAUUCUUACGUUAAGAGAUAAGAGUAUAGACCCAGCUAAAGAAAAAGAAUAUCAGAAAAUAAUUAAAGAGUGGGAAGAGACGGAUAUGAUAAUUCAAAAACACAUAGAUGAAAUCAAUUCAAAACUCGAAAAGACCGGUGAAGACAUUGACAAAGUAAAACAAGAUCUAGAAAAUACAAAUCAAAAAUCAACAGAUGUUUGUAAUACAGUUGCUUUUCACGAGAAAAAGAUAGAGACUAUUGAAAACAAACAAAUAGAAGAAACAACACGUAUUGAUCAACUUGAUGAUGAAUCGUUGCAACAAAGAACACAACUAUCUGUAAUGGAGUCAAGACAAAAGAAACUAGAACAAGACAUGAAGGACACAAGUAUAACAUUAACUACAAUGGCGAAAAGCAAGUUGCAUCCUCGACUUCAAAACCUUGCAACUAUUACGGAACUUUACACCGAAGAUCAAGAUCGUGACAAUGUGUAUGUUGAAACAACAGCACACAAGAAUGCAAAGGAAAUAUUACUUAAAACGGGCUGCAUUAUACUAAUUGGACCUCCAGGAGAGGGAAAGACAACUAUGGCUGCGAAGUUGUUAUCUGAAACAUCUCAAAAAGGUUCCUGUCUAAAGCUUACCUUGCCAACAGAUUGGGAUAAUAUUGACAUCAACAAAGGGAUGUUUGAUACAAUUUUCAUUGAUGAUAUAUUUGGCGCUGGAACACUGGAUGAAAACCUCUUAAAUGGCUGGUCACUACGUUGCAAAGAUAUGGAAAAGGCUUUAAAAGCGAGAAUGAUUAGAUUAAUUAUAACCUCUCGACAUUACAUUUAUUUCAAAGCAAAAAUGAAAGUUCAAAAAUGCACUAUAUUCAAACUUGAGAAUAUCCAGCCUCUUGCAUCGUUUAAUCUUACUUCUUCAGAAAGAAGUGCCAUUAUCACAAAACACGUAGACAAUGCUGAUAAAGUGUUAAGUACUAAAGAAAUAGAACAAUGCAGUCAAACGUAUGAAAAAUCAUUCACUUUCUCAAGAAAUCAGUACAAAAUACCAAUUGCCUUAAGUGGCUACCUUUCUCAAAAAGGGCAAAUCAAAGCAAUGAUUGGAUUUCCUGAAAUUGUUUCAUUGUUUUGUCACAAUGAAACGUUAUUUAACUUGAGAUCUUACUUCUUUUCGAAACCGAAUUUGUUUUUUAAGAAGUGUCUCGGAGAGCCAAUUUGGACGAAGAACAGUUUCUUGUUUUAAUUCUUAUUUGGACUAGACCAAACAAACAG